Pogona vitticeps (central bearded dragon) is the source of this 1491-nucleotide messenger RNA. RefSeq names its product arylacetamide deacetylase-like 3. Gene Ontology annotation, cellular component: membrane. The record is from RefSeq and is a predicted model, not a curated record. Lineage: Eukaryota; Metazoa; Chordata; Lepidosauria; Squamata; Agamidae. Gene Ontology annotation, molecular function: carboxylic ester hydrolase activity.
UUGGCAAACAGGGGGCAGUUUUAGAAAAACUGGGACUGUGCCGAUCUUUAACUGUCCUGAGAACCGUAAUGAAUGGAUUCCCGCCGUUCAAGGAUUCGUCUCUUCUCACUGAGGACAAGAAAUUCGACGGCGUGCCCGUGAGGAUUUAUCAGCCUAAAACACCAGCAACUGCCAAAAGGAAAGCUUUCGUUUUCUUUCACGGAGGAGCUGGCAUUUUUGGAUCUGUUGAAGCCUACGAGAGAAUAUUGAGGCAUGUUGUCAAAGAAGCUGAUUCUGUGGUUGUAGCUGUUGAAUACGAUCUGGGACCAGACAGCCCUUACCCAAACCAAUACAAUCAAUGUUUCAAGGCCACGGUACACUUUAUGAAACACGUUGACCAUUACCACGUGGAUGCGUCUCGAAUUACCAUUGGAGGGGACAGCUGCGGAGCAAAUUUCGCAACCCGAAUUUGCCAGUUACUGGUGGACAGACCUGACCUCCCGAAAGUGCAAGCCCAGGUUUUGAUCUAUCCAGGACUGCAGGGUCUCGACUUCUAUUUGCCUUCCUAUCAACAGAACAGCUGCGUGCCUCUCAUGUGGAGGGACACGGUCAUCUAUUUCUGCUGCCUUUUCCUGAAUAAGCCAACCUCUGUCAUCAAGGAUGUCCUGGAAAGCUGCCACGUUCCAGAAAAGAUGAGGCUGAAGUAUCACAAAUGGGUGAACGCAGACCUUAUCCCCAAAGAAUUCAAAGUCAGAGGCUACAAACCUCAAGCCCCCGGGUUGUAUAAAUUCAAACCCAAAGUGCACGAAGAAAUGAAAGAAAUUUUGGAGGAGACGUUUUCGCCCCUUUUUGCAAAAGACGAAAUUGUCCGCCAACUUCCACGGACGUACCUUUUGACCUGUGAGUUUGACGUCCUUAGGGAUGAUGGCCUGCUGUACAAAAAGCGUCUGGAAGACAAUGGAGUGCCAGUAACAUGGACUCAUAUCGAGAACGGCAUCCACGGCAUCGCUGUGCUUUUUGGCUACGGAUUCCUCUCGUUUCCAUCCGUAGAACAGAUGGUGAACGACUUCACGCAAUUUCUCAAAAGCUUGUGAACUUUGGGAGGAGGGGACUGCAGCCCACAACGGAAGAUGAGAGAGGAGCCAAACUGGCACAGCGUAGAAUUUUCUCCACACUCUCUCUCCACCAUUUUGUAUUUGCACACGGCCGCCAUUUCUGCCCACACAGUUCUAGAACAAAGGUAGAUUUGGGAGAUUGUGGAGGAAUCAAAAGGAUGACUAGGCUGACAAUACACGGAGUACGUCCCUUCCUCUCCUGCUGUUUCUGUGAGGAAAGGAUGUGUCCCAGCGACAAGAUUUGUUCCUCUCCUUCUUCUAUCAUCUGUAAAACAGCCCAAUUUGGCUCCAAUCUGUUCAGAUCCCAACUGUUUUCAAUUCGGGCCCAAACACAAAUCUCGAUUUGGAAAUCCAGGUUUUUGUGUCUCCCGGUGACUCAACUCAUAGGGGCAGCAAA